UCUGACAUUAACUUUUGUUUUGGACAUUGAAUAAAAUUAAGUUUAUAAAUACAUUGAUCACUUACUCCAGUAAACCAUUUUAAUUUUAUAAAACGUUUGUUACUAUUAAAACAUUUAAUGACAUUUACGAAUAUAUUAGUCAUAGUAUUAAUAUAGAAAAUCAGAAUGAAAUACGAGAAUGUAUUAGUGAAAUUGAAAAAGUUCGAGAUAAUGCUGAAGAAAUAAAACGAGAAUAUUUUGAAGUUGACACAAUAGUAGAUAUUAUGUUUUCAAUUCUUAAAAAAUAUUCUCUAAAUUUGUUAUCUUAUCAAGAAAAACUUAGUGAAAAUCUUGAAUAUUUUGAAGAUAGAUUACAUCAUGCAAUACUUUUAAAUAUUGAAAAAAUAAGUAAUUUAAUUAGUCAAGAGAAAUAUCCUACUUGUGCAACACAAUUAGAUGCGAUUUUGAAAUUGUCUCAUCCGAACUCAGAUAAUUAUUCGCGUUCGUCUUAUUAUAUCGAAUUUAUAAAUUUUUUUAAAAAUCAUCUUGAAAAUGAAAAAAUGUUUUCCAAUAGAGAAGAAUUACUUUCAAUAUGUAAAAAUCUUGAACAAAUAUUUAAAAAUGAAAAAACUGAAGAUAUUCCAGUUAUAAAUCGAGCUGAUAAAAGUUUAAAUGUAAUUUUAGAUUUUAUCGAAACAUUUUCAAAAACAGGAAAUUCGUUAAAAGAAUUUCAUCAAUCUUUAAAUGUCUUUUAUCAUAUUGUUAUGAGCUAUUAG
Molecule: messenger RNA, 755 nt
Organism: Didymodactylos carnosus
Lineage: Eukaryota; Metazoa; Rotifera; Eurotatoria; Philodinida; Philodinidae
Source: the annotation of a GenBank genome assembly